Porites evermanni is the source of this 1080-nucleotide messenger RNA. The record is from the annotation of a GenBank genome assembly. Lineage: Eukaryota; Metazoa; Cnidaria; Anthozoa; Scleractinia; Poritidae.
AUGGCGGAAGGAAGGAGAGACGAGUCCGUCGCGCCGGGAACCGUCCAGGUUGUUGUUGAAUUGAUUGUUUUUAUCUUCAUUACGCUAGCAACACUUACAGGGAAUUCUUUGGUUGUUAUUUCGGUGAUCAAAUUCCGCCAUCUUCGGACGAACACGAAUUUCAUCUUGCUAAGCUUGGCGUUGACCGACUUGAGUAUGGUGCUUAUAAUGGUGUUGAAUGCAGUUACAACCGUCACAGGAGAGUGGAUUUUUGGAGAGUGGUGUUGCAAAGCGGUCGCUUCUAUUGGUCUAACGCUCUCCUUUAUUUCAAUUCUUCACUUAUGUUUCCUGAGCGUGGAUCGCUACAUCGCUAUUCACAAACCACUUCGUUAUCAAUUCAUUGUCACCAGAAGAAGAGUGAUCACGUUUCUGUCACUGAUUUGGAUGUCCGCUGCCGUUAUUGUAAACAUCCCACUGGCGAAUUUUGAAUUCAGAGCGGAUACCUAUGGAUGCGCUGAUCGCAAGUCCAUUAGGACCAACAAGCCAUCAUCGCCGUAUAUUUUCUUUCUCGUCGCAUUGUUUGUCAUCAUCCCCUUCGCGAUUAUUUUCCUUUCAAACGCCCUCGUAUUUAAAACAGCUUUCAAGCAAGCGAGGCAGUUGAGCCGAGUUGAAAAAAGCCUGAGAGAAUCCUCCGCCGAUAUUUGCGAUCAAGAUGACACACACCCAGUAAAGACAACAGAACCACACUCGCUUAAAAGAGAGAUCAAAUCUGCGCGAACUUUUGCCCUUGUUGUUGGUAUAUUUUUAUUUUGUUAUACACCUUUCUAUACUGCGGGUACUUACAGAAAGAUUGCUGGACCUGUUAAAGUGCCCUCGAUUGUUAUGUUGGUAACGAUGUGGAUUGCUUUUGCCAAUUCGUUUUGUAACCCGAUUGUUUAUGGCUUGAGGUAUGCGCCUUUUCGUAAAUCCUUUAAACAUUUAUGUUCUUGUUGUGGUAAACGCGGAUUCGUUGAGCGACGGAAUUACAGUUGCACCAAUUCUAAUUCUUCUUGGCGACGCGAAAGACAAGAAACAGUUCUGUCGCGUAACUCAGCAGUGUAG